This is a messenger RNA of Salvia miltiorrhiza (redroot sage), 2407 nucleotides long. Its product is annotated as light-sensor Protein kinase-like. Gene Ontology annotation, biological process: protein phosphorylation. Bases 248 to 2248 code for a protein of 666 amino acids. Lineage: Eukaryota; Viridiplantae; Streptophyta; Magnoliopsida; Lamiales; Lamiaceae. The transcript has 2 exons. Gene Ontology annotation, molecular function: protein kinase activity; ATP binding. The record is from RefSeq and is a predicted model, not a curated record.
UUGCGGAAUUGUUGGGAGUCAAAAAAACCUUUGGAAAAAAAAACAGAAUUCCAAGAAUUUCUUUUUCCAACUCAAAUCCAUCCAAGAGAAAAACCAAAAAAUUUCUCUUGGAUCCAUCUUUUCACAAUUUGAUAUCAAAAUUCCUGCAUGCAAAUUCAUCACAUCUCAUGUUGAUCGCAUGAAAUAAGAUCCUCCCUUCUUGCAACAACCUCGAAUCCCAAUUUAAUCUCAUUUCUCUCAACAAAAAAUGGAGCAAUUCAGACAAAUAGGAGAAGUUGUGGGAAGCUUGAAUGCAUUAAUGGUUUUUCAAGACAACCUGUGGAAUGAGAGGCAGUGCUCUCUACUGGUAGACAUGCUGGCCUCCGGCUACACGACGAUAGCGGAGAUGAUGAAAAAUAACCUGAAAUUCAAGGAGAAGAACGCGAAAUGGAAGAUCUUGGAGCAUCCAUUGAAGGAGCUCAUGAAGGUGUACAAGGAAGGGGAAUCCUACAUCAAGAUGUGCCUAGAGAGUAAGGAUUUCUGGGUUAAAUCCAUCACAUUGUACAACAACUCCGACUGCGUGGAGCUCCACAUACACAACCUCCUCUACUGCCUCCCUGCAGCCGUGGAGGCCAUUGAAAUGGCUGGCCAGAUUGCUGGCAGCGAUCAAGAUGAUAUGCAGAGGAAGAAAACCGUCUACGCCUUCAAAUACCACAAGGGCUUGAAGGAUCCUCGGAUCUUCCAGUUGAUGUUCGGACACCAAUACCUAGUCUCCCCUGCUUUCUGCACUAGGAUGGAAUCUGUCUGGGACGAAGACCGGCUCUUCCUGCUCAAGAAAAUUAGAGAGGGUGGGCGUGGUGGGCACCACCACCUCCUCCGCAAUGUCCUGGAGCAGAGCAACGUGUUGUUGCCUAGCACCACGCUGCUAAACUCCAAGGACUACAAGGUGAGGAGGAGGUUGGGGAGUGGGAAGCAGUUCAAGGAGAUCCAGUGGCUAGGCGAGAGCUUCGUACUUCGACAAUUUCGUGGGGAGGAGAAAGAAGCCCUGCAGAGAGAGGUCGCCGCGGAUUUAAGCCUCUCCCAUCCAAACAUCAUGCACUCUCUAUUUGGCUUCUAUGAUGAGGAUAAGAAGGAGUGUUACUUGCUUAUGGAGUUGAUGCAGAAAGAUCUGUCUAGUUAUGUCAAGGAGCCCAAGAAACGUGUCGCAUUGUCUAUCCCCGUGGCAGUCGACCUCAUGCUGCAGAUAGCCAGAGGGAUGGAGUAUCUCCACGCGAGAAAAAUCCCUCAUGGAGACCUCAACCCCUCCAACAUUUUCAUCAAGCCGAGGCCUAAUGGCGCUGAGGGGUACCUCCAUGCCAAGGUCUCAGGUUUUGGGUUGGAUUCUUACAUCCGGAGCCUCACUCAGAGCACUCCCACGGAUGUAGGCCAGCCGGCCUAUAUCUGGUAUGCACCGGAGGUUUUAGGCCAGGAAACGGAGGGGAGCACGGCUAGGUAUUCCGAGAAGUCGGAUGUGUACAGUUUUGGGAUGGUUUGUUUUGAGAUGUUGACAGGGAAGGUCCCUUUCGAGGAUGCUCAUCUUCAAGGGGAGAAGAUGAGCAGGAACAUUAGGGCCGGGGAGAGGCCAUUAUUCCCGUUCCAUACGCCUAAGUUCUUGGCCAACGUGAUCAAGCGAUGCUGGCAUGGUGAGCCGACUCAGAGGCCUAGCUUCUCGUCCAUAUGCAGGAUGAUGCGGUAUACCAAGCAUUUCUUGGCGAUGAACCCCGACUAUGGACAGCAGGAGGCGACGCCGCUGCCUCCCUUGGACUUCAGCGACGUGGAGACGGCCUUCAUGGCGAGGUGUGCGGCGGAUAAGGAUAAGAUGCCGGUGGUGUCACAGAUACCGUACCAAAUGUUUGCUUAUAGGGUUGUGGAGAGAGAGAGAGCGAGUGCUAGCCAGAGGGAGACCUCAGAGUCCGGUAGCGAUGGGGGGGCAUCAACCGGGGGUGAGGAGGCGGCCGCCUUGGCCACGGUGGAUGAUUCGUGGGCCACGUUGACGGAGAGGAGGAUGAGAUCACUGCCGUCCAUUGAGACUGUGGCUAAGAAACUCUCACCAUCAAGCAAGUCUUUGUCUUUGGAUAUCAAGAAGAAGUCAGGGACGCCCAAGGGGAGGAUGGUGAGGCCGCCACACACGCCGUUAGGGCGGCCGGCGAGGAUGAAUUCUGAGAGCAAGCUAAUUACGGCGGCGAGUCCAAGGACGAGAAGGCGGUCGGGUACCUUGUUCGGAUUCUGAGUUGUCUUAGUACGGCGGAUCAUCGGAAGCCGAUUACUUUGCACAGGUUUAGGAAGGCAAAUCUGUUUUCGUACAAUAUCAACAUAGUUGUGAUGUUUCUGUAACUCAAGUUUUGAGGAUGUUUUGGUACUAAUUCACUUAAACACCUCAUGUUUGCCA